CUAUGACACAAUACAAACGUUACAAUAAAUUACAUUAACAAUAUAUAAAUACUUUUAAAAUCAAUUAAGUGCCGCACAACGUUAUCUUUUCCAGACCUGCAGAAUGACCGACUUUUGCCUCACAAUUACCCUAAAAACUCCGCCCCUCACUACCUGUCGUCGAAGGACAGAGUUCAGUUUCGAUUGAAGACGAAACAGGCAGUUGCUGGGCUUGUUGCUGAAAUAGAGUUUGAGAACUUGAACUGAACCGUCCUGUAUAGCUCUCAAGAUGUCAUCGUCAUACUCAGGGCUCCAUAUGAAAGCCCACUUCACCACAGUGAUUCCAGCAACUCUCGCAGCUGCCCUGGGAAGCUACUUGUUUUACCGAUACAUCUGCUGUAAGACGUCCACAAAGAGCUGGGUGAACUUGGAUAUCAAGAAAGACAGUGUGAAAGUGGUUGACAGCUUUGACAUUGAGGACAUUGGCUCGAAGGCUGUGUACUGCAGGUGCUGGAGGUCUAAGAAGUUUCCAUAUUGUGAUGGAGCUCACAGCAAACACAAUGACGAGACUGGUGACAAUGUUGGACCUUUGAUCAUCAAGAAGAAGAAUGCCUGAAUACCUCUUAUCAGCGUGGCUGUCAACAACUGUAUAACCUGACAGUUUUCAAAAUCUAUUGUUUUCUACAUACAUGUUUACUACUUAUUGUGGCAGGACAAAAUGGAAGAAACGGUGAUCUUUCCUUGGUGUUAAGCUUGAUUAAUAACUGUGUCGCUCCUUCUACUCAACAGGAAUUGGACACACCGGACUAUUCUGCUGAUUUGUGUUUUUUAACUGUUCUCAAUACAUGAAUUGUUAAAAGAAUUA
This is a messenger RNA of Polyodon spathula (Mississippi paddlefish), 844 nucleotides long. RefSeq lists its product as uncharacterized. The transcript is spliced from 3 exons. Bases 269 to 595 code for a protein of 108 amino acids. Gene Ontology annotation, cellular component: mitochondrial outer membrane; intracellular membrane-bounded organelle. The record is from RefSeq and is a predicted model, not a curated record. Gene Ontology annotation, biological process: regulation of autophagy. Gene Ontology annotation, molecular function: 2 iron, 2 sulfur cluster binding. NCBI's taxonomy places the organism in Eukaryota, Metazoa, Chordata, Actinopteri, Acipenseriformes, Polyodontidae.